This is a messenger RNA of Entamoeba histolytica HM-1:IMSS, 3261 nucleotides long. Its product is annotated as WD domain containing protein. The record is from RefSeq and is a predicted model, not a curated record. Gene Ontology annotation, cellular component: cytoplasm. The coding region runs from base 1 to 3261 and encodes 1086 amino acids. Gene Ontology annotation, molecular function: protein binding. The transcript has a single exon. Lineage: Eukaryota; Evosea; Mastigamoebida; Endamoebidae.
AUGUCACGUUUUGCUAAUGUUUUUAAUGUCUCAUUUGGAAGUAAUAAAGAGAAAAAAAAUAGUCAAAGAAUUAAAACAUUAAGUGAAAAUAAUAAAGGAGCAAUUGAUUGGAAUUAUGGAGUUAUAGCAUUUGGAUCAAGAACAAAUGUAAUUGUAAUGGAUAGUUUUAGUUUUAUUAUUAUCAAUGUAUUAAAUCAUCAUAUUGAAGAUAUUACUGCCAUUAAAUUUCAAGACAAUUAUCCAUUUGAAAUACCAUAUAGUAAAAGAAAUGUUCAAUUAAUUAGUGGAGAUGCAGCAGGAAAUAUUAUAUUAUGGGAUUAUUUUAAUAAUACACCAUUAAUUUCAUAUAGUAAUGUUAGUAAUACACCUGUUAAAUGUUUACGAUGGCAUAAAAAUGCAUCAAAUAUUUUUAUUUCAUUAUUUGGAAAUGGAACAAUAAUAUUUUAUGAUUCUAUCACAGGACAAGCAGUUAAAUAUAUUGAAAGUAAUUCUAUUAUAAAUCCAAUAUCAUUUGAACAAAGUCCAUUUGAUCCUGAUGAAAUUUGUGUUUGUACAAUGUAUGAAGUAUUUCUUAUUUCAACAAAACAAAUGACUGUUUAUGAGAUAUAUACUUGUCCAUCUAAUAUUAAAUCAGGAGAUAUUACUAUCAUUAAAUCUAUUUAUUAUUCUAAAACACCACAAAAAUUAUUACUUUUAACAUCAUCAGAAUUAGUUAUAUUUGAUACUGUUUUAACAAAUACUAUUGGUUCUAUUUUAUUAACACAAUCACCAUCUAUAUUCAGUUUUUCUCUAGAUGAAAGUAAAGUAAAUAUAUUUAAUACAGAAGGAUAUGUAGAACAAUAUCAAAUUAAUGUGGAUGAACUUUUCAUUGAUAAAAUAACAACAACUACUAAUACACCAAAGAAAUUACCACCAAUAUUUCAUUUAAUAAGAAAUCCAAUUAAUAAUGAUAUUUGUAUUCAAUUACAAAAUGGAUCAAUUAGUAUUCUUCGUGAUGAUGGAUCUGAUUUUAAUAUUACUUUUUCUGAUUGUUCUUUUUCAUGUCAAGCAACUGUGUUAGUUCCUUAUAAUCAAACGAGUUUAUGUAUUGGAACAGAAACAGGAGAAACGUAUUUAAUGGAUGUUGAUAAUCAAAAAUUAACUAAUAUGAAAGCACCUAAUAUUGCAUGUCCAAUUAGAGGAAUAACAUGUUUAAAUGAAUCAAUUAUUCUUUAUGGAGUUGAAAAAAGAAAUAAAAGUGAAUAUUCUCCUGGAUUUAAUGAAAAUAGAAUCAUGAGAUUUCCUGAGAAGAAAGAAAGAGGUUGUUCUUAUUUAAGUUCUCUUACUACGUCUAAAGAAGAGAUUAGGAAAGUAAUAAUUUCUUCAAAUGGAUUAGUGUCUGUUUUUGUAUAUACCAGUAAAAUUCAAUUUUGGGAAAAUAAGAGUGAUUCAUAUAAGUUAGAACCAAUACAUAUUAAUAUUCAAGUUCAUUGUAUUGUUCCAAUUAAAAAUAAAAUAAAUGAAUGUUCAUUUUUAUGUACAAGUGAUAAAGAUAUAUUAAUUAUUAGAUAUAAUAAAGGGAAAGCUACAAGUGAAAAAAUAUAUACUCAUUCAUCAAAAAUACGUGUUCUUUCAAAUUUUUCAGAGAAAUUAUAUAUUUUUGUUGAUAGUAAGAAUAUUAUCUAUAACGUUGAAAUAAAUCAACUUCAAAAUAAUAAGGUUAAUGAAUUUGAUAAACGUUCUCCAGUACAUGAAAAGAUUAUUAACAUUAUUCCAUGUCCAAAAGAAGAAACAAAAAAGAUUGGAAUUAUCACACAAAAUCAAAAUUGUUUUAUUUAUGAUUAUUCUACUGGUCGUUUAAAUAAUGAUUUCAAUGUAUUUCUACAACAAAGAAGAAUUAAAGUCAUUGAUAUGUGUUGGGUCAAAGGAGAUAUACCUGUUGUUUUAACUCAUGCAAAACAAGUUAUGAUUUAUUCUCCAGAUGAAGAAAAAGUAGAAAUGAAAGAUAAUUCUCAAACAACACCAUUACAUCUUCUUCCAUCUAAAAUAUUUAGAAAAGUAAUGAGUAUUAUGUUACAUGGAUUUACAGAAGAAACAAUACUUUCAAAUAUAAUUAAUAAGUACCAUAUGAAUAUUGAUUUUAUUACAAAUGAAAAUGAUAAACAAAAACUUUGUGAAGGAACAUGGAUAAAAACAAACACUAUGAAAAAUGAAUAUAAUGAAUAUAUAACAAUAAUUAAUAAAACAGAAAUAACAUUAAUAGAACAAUAUAUUAAAAUUACAGAAUUAUUAAAAUAUCCCCAACUUAAUGAAUUUUGGAAAUUAACAAAUAAAUGUAUUCAACAAGCAAAACAAAGAGAUAGUAAUGAACAAUAUCAAAAUAUUAUUCGACAAAAUAAUAAAUUAUUUUUAAAUGAUAGUAUAAAAGUUAAUAAACGAAUUGUACCACAAAUUAAAGAUGUUGUACCACCACCAUAUGGAUUAUAUCCUGAAUUAUUUGUUGAUACUAAAUUAAUUGAUGAAACAGAAAAAUUAAGAUUAGAAAAAUAUGAAAUUGCAAUCCAAGAAGAUGAAGAAAUAAAUGAUGUUGAAAAAAGUUGUAAAUUAAAUGAAUUAGAAUUAGUCUUUGGUACUGAUUGUUCAAUGAUUGGUAAAUAUAUUGAUAUGUUGAAAAAAACACAAAAAAUAGAAUAUGGAUUAUGUGCAACUCUUUUUGCAUCUACAACGCAUCCUGAAUUAUUAGAAAAUACAAUAAAUGAUGUCAUUGAUGAAUUAUUAAAUAUUAGACAUGAAGAAGAAGCAAUUCAUCUUCUAGAAAAUAUAGGAAAUUAUCAAUCAGCUUGUCAAUUGAUGAUUCAAACAGGAAAAGUUUUUCAAGCAGCUUAUGCAUCAACAACAUUAUUGCCAUUGGAUAAAACAGUACCUUCAAUUUAUAUUCCUUAUGUUGUUCAACAAUUAGGAAAAGGAUAUUAUAUUCCAGCAGCAAUUAAUUUAAUGAAAGUAGGUGGAUUUAUUGAUGCAAUCAGAAUUUUAUUAAAAGGAAAUUAUAUCGAGUUGAGUGCUUUAUUACUUAAUGUAUUAUUAGCAGAAAAUAUGGUAAAUCUUGAUGAACAAAUUGAAGUCAAUUUAAAAACAAUUAUAUUUCAAUCACCAAUUAAUGUUACAACCUUUAGAGAAUUAUGUCGUGUGGUUUAUGAAAAGUACAUUUCAAUAUUAUUGAAUAACCUUGAAAUUCCUUCAUUAGCAGAGUUUUAUUCAAUUAGAUUGAGAUUGUUAGACUAA